GUAAGCUACAAAUUGGAGUCUAUUUGUGUAAAUCAUAAAAGGGUGAUGCCGAUUUUACUCAUAGUUAUGCUACUGGGAAUCGCCCAGGCGCAGAUUGACCCACAAAAGAAAGAAGAUAUAGACACAUUCGUGGAAGAGAUCAUUCAAUGCAGAGGAAAAGUUGGGAUGAAUCUUGCGAUUGUGCAGGAUGGUACACCUUUGUACACAACUGGAUAUGGCUACGCGGACCUGGAGAACGAAGUGCCUGACGAUGGGGCCACAAUACAUGGAAUAUCUUCCAUCUCAAAGUCAUUCGUUGUGACAUUGUUUGCAACUGUGAUAGAAGAAACGGAAAUAACAUGGGAUUCGUUGAUCACAGAUCUGUUGCCGAACUUCCGAUUUCGAGAUGAAGAAAGGAACAAAGGGUUAAAGUUGAAAGACCUACUGGGUCACGUAACUGGAAUUCCCGAGGGCUUGGAUGCUCCUUACGAUUCAAAAGCACAAUUCUUAGACGUGGUACAGUGUCAAGAUCCAGUGAUGAGUAUGCGAGAGAGUUUUUGUUAUGUCGACAAAAAUUAUUACAUUGCUGGUGCGAUACUUGAACAUCUGACGAACCAAACGUUUUCCGAGUUGAUGCAAGAUCGAAUAUUAACCCCAUUGCAGAUGAACUCGACACUGCCCUCCAUCGCGCAAAGGUUCAAUGAGUCCAUAGGCAAAUGGGCUUAUGGUUAUAGUUUAACAAACGGGGAGCUUGUGAGUUUCAGAAUACCUGGAAAGAAAGGUGAAAUCACAGAAACGUUAAGAGCGGCAGCAAGUGGG
Owenia fusiformis is the source of this 798-nucleotide messenger RNA. The record is from the annotation of a GenBank genome assembly. Lineage: Eukaryota; Metazoa; Annelida; Polychaeta; Sabellida; Oweniidae.